Molecule: messenger RNA, 2526 nt
Organism: Sphaeramia orbicularis (orbiculate cardinalfish)
Lineage: Eukaryota; Metazoa; Chordata; Actinopteri; Kurtiformes; Apogonidae
Product: E3 ubiquitin-protein ligase TRIM21-like
Exons: 2
Coding region: 163-1806 (547 amino acids)
Molecular function (GO): protein binding; zinc ion binding
Source: RefSeq, a predicted model, not a curated record
AGCCACAUUCCACAGAACAAAGAUCAUUUCCCAGAAAUGCCAGUGAACGUUGUUGUCAGUGUGAUUAGAGCUGCAGACGUGUGUGUGGAAGCGUCCAACAAACCUUAAACCCACUUCAUCAGAUCUGUUUCCAGUCUCAGCAGAGUCUCUACAAACAGAGAUAUGGCUGCUGCUGGUCGUGUCCGAUCUGAAGAUCAGUUCCUGUGUUCCAUCUGUCUGGAUGUCUUCACUGAUCCAGUCAGCACACCAUGUGGACACAACUUCUGCAAAUCCUGCAUCUCUGAUCACUGGAGGGUGAAUGUCCCAUAUCAGUGUCCCAUGUGUAAAGAGGUUUUCAACAUAAAACCUCAGCUGAAGAUCAACACAAUCAUCUCAGAGAUGGUGGCUCAGUUCAGACAUGAAGCUCAACAUGAACCAAACAUCUACAGCUCAGACCAACAAGCUGCCAAACCAGGAGAAGUUCCCUGUGACGUCUGCACUGAACCCAAACUGAAGGCCCUGAAGUCCUGCCUGGUGUGUCUGACCUCCUACUGUCUGACUCAUGUGGAAUCUCAUCGGACAGUUCCAGGACUGAAAAGACAUCAGCUGAUCCACCCUGUGGAGAACCUGAAUGACAGGAUUUGUAGGAAACACAAGAAACCUCUGAGGCUGUUCUGUAAAACCGACCACACAUGUAUCUGUAAACACUGCGCCUACUCAAACCACAGAAGUCAUGACGUUACUCCUCUGAAAGACGAACAUAAGCAGAAGCCAGAUCUGAAGAAGAUGAUCCAGGAGAGACGACUGAAGAUCCAGAUUAUCCAACAGUCAGUGGAGCUCAGUAAGAACGCUGUAGACAGAAAGACAGCAGAAGGUGUUGAGGUGUUGAGGGCUCUGAUGGAAAGAAGUCUGAAGCAGCUCUUAGGGGAGAUCCAAGAAAAGCGGAGAUCCACUGAGAAACAGGCUGAAGACUUCAUCAAAGAGCUGGAAGAGGAAAUCUGUGAGCUGGAGAAGAGAAGGACUGAGGUGAAGCAGCUCUCAGGCUCUGAAGACCACCUCCACUUUGUCCAGAGGUUCACAUGUAUAAAAGCUGCUCAAUCCAUGAAGACCUGGACAAAUGCCAGCAUCUGUCCACCAUCAUAUGAGGGGACUGUGGAGAGAGCUGUGUCUGAGCUGAAGGACGAACGCACAGAAAACAAGAAAAAGAAGAAGAACAAGAACAAGAAGAACAAGAACAAGAAAGUGGUUGAAGCUGAGCUGAAGAGAAUCCAACAGUAUGAGGUGGAUGUGACUCUGGAUCCAGAUACAGCACAUCCUGAACUCAUCCUGUCUGAUGAUGGAAAACAGGUUCAUCACGGUGAUGAAACGAAGAACCUUCCAGACAAUCCACAGAGGUUCUCUGAUUGUCCUUGCAUCUUAGCGAAGCAGAGUUUCUCUUCAGGCAGGUUUUACUUUGAGGUUCAGGUCAAAGGAAAGACUGACUGGACUUUAGGAGUGGUCAGAGAGUCCAUCGACAGGAAAGGAGAGAUCACAGUGAGACCUCCAAACGGAUUCUGGACCAUCUGGUUGAGAAAUGGGAAUGAGUUCAGAGCUCGUGCUGAUCCUCCUGUCCGUCUGUCUGUGCAGUCUGGUCUUCAGAAGGUGGGGGUGUUUGUGGAUUAUGAGGAGGGUCUGGUCUCCUUUUAUGACAUAGAUUCUUCAGUUCUCAUCUACUCCUUCACUGGCUGCUGCUUCAGUGAUAAACUCCUCCCAUUUUUCGAUCCAUGGUCUAAUGUUGAAGGUACAAACUCUGCUCCUCUGAUCAUCACUCCUGUCGACACUGAGUAAGAAACUCAUCAGAUGUACAGAUUUUCUCUGAUUUACUGGAGUCACUAAACUUAGUGAUGAUGUAAACUGUUUGAACGUGGAUGAAUCUGGAUCCAAAUGCACUGAAAUACUCACAUUAGUGCUGAUAAUAAUCCUGGUUUGACACAUUCUGAUGUCUGUGAUUUAAUCCAAUGAUAAUGAUGGUGUUUGAAUGUGAACUUGAAUUCAAAUGUUGGGAUUGUGAAUGUGUUUCCAUGAUGUGAUUGAUUUUAUACAUUUAAAUGAUAGAAGUGUUCAGGAGGAUUCAAUAUUCAAUAAUAAAAGUAAAGAUUCUGUUCAUCAGCUUUAAUAAAUACAGUCAUAUACUGUCUACAUUUGAAAUAAGAAUAAAUAUUAAAUAAUAAAUGUUUGCUGAGUUGUUUUCUUUUUGUUCAGAGACAAACACAUGUAAUUAUUGUAAACCCUGUAAUUAUUUUCACAUCAGCUCAGACGGAGGUUAGACCAUAAUAUUUAAGACCAAAUAUAUUGAAAUGAUUCAUCAGUUAUUCAAAUAUGUUCUGAUUAAAUUUACUAAAGUUGAAAUCCAAUCAGUCCAUUUGAUAAAUCACAAACCUUCAACUUAUUUGGAUGAUUCUGCUCAAAUAUUUGAUUUACGUAUUUACAUGUAAAUGAUGAAGAAAUAGAUGGAAAUAUUCACAUUAUUUUCUCUGUUAAAUGUAAAACUUCAAUAAAUGUAUUAAA